ACCUUCUUAUCAAAAACCACUCUCCACCCUACUACCACCACUACCACCACCACCAACCGCCAUGUCGGUCAAACAUUGCAGCCACCAUGAAAACAGAAAACGUAAAAUAAUCAAACGAAUACUCAUCGGAUUUGGCAUCCUUGCCGUAGUCGUCCUCAUCAUCUUCUUCAUCACAUGGGCCAUCCUCGAACCCAAGAAACCACGGUUCGUCCUCCAAGACGCCACCAUCUACUCCUUCAACGUCUCCGCUCCGAUCCUCCUCUCCUCCAACUUUCAGAUCACCAUUGCCGCCCGUAACCCUAAUAGCAAAAUCGGAAUCUACUACGACAAGCUCGAAACCUAUGCCACCUAUCACAGCCAGCAAAUCACCUACUUCACCGCCAUCCAGCCUGUCUACCAAGGCCACAAAGACACCAACAUCUGGUCUCCCUUCGUUUACGGCACCAACGUCCCGGUGGCUCCGUACAACGGCGCCGCCUUGUCCCAAGACCAAGCCAACGGUGCCAUCGGACUCGUGAUCAAGAUGAACGGACGGGUGAGAUGGAAAGUUGGCAGCUUUAUCUCCGGUCGGUACCAUAUUCACGUCACUUGUCCGGCUUAUAUUCCUUUCGGGAACAGGAAUUCUGGAAUUGCCGGAGUCGUCGUCGGAGUUAAGUACCAGCUAGCACAGAAAUGCAGCGUCAAUGUCUGAACAGAAGAAGUUAACAGUAACGGCGCCGUUUAGUCUUCGUUUUCUUUUGCCUUUUUAUUUAUUUUAUUUUCAAUUUAUGACGUAAGCAUACGUGGAUGAAUUUGUAAGUUUUGCCGGAAGGAAGAAGAAGAAGAAGAAAGCGAAAGAAGCAGCCCAAAAAUAAUUGCAAAAUUACAAAACUGGACAUGUUGUAUGGUGAUUUAAUGAUUAUUAAAACAAUUAUAUUUUGAUGAAA
Molecule: messenger RNA, 926 nt
Organism: Cynara cardunculus var. scolymus (artichoke)
Lineage: Eukaryota; Viridiplantae; Streptophyta; Magnoliopsida; Asterales; Asteraceae
Product: NDR1/HIN1-like protein 1
Exons: 1
Coding region: 62-691 (209 amino acids)
Biological process (GO): defense response to other organism
Source: RefSeq, a predicted model, not a curated record